Messenger RNA from Exophiala bonariae, 2013 nucleotides. RefSeq lists its product as uncharacterized. The record is from RefSeq and is a predicted model, not a curated record. The transcript is spliced from 2 exons. Gene Ontology annotation, cellular component: cell junction; actin filament bundle; cortical actin cytoskeleton. Bases 1 to 2013 code for a protein of 670 amino acids. Gene Ontology annotation, biological process: actin cytoskeleton organization; actin filament bundle assembly. Gene Ontology annotation, molecular function: actin lateral binding; calcium ion binding. NCBI's taxonomy places the organism in Eukaryota, Fungi, Ascomycota, Eurotiomycetes, Chaetothyriales, Herpotrichiellaceae.
AUGGUACUGUUGGAGAAGCAAUGGGUCAAUGUGCAAGAGAAGACUUUUACCAAAUGGCUCAAUAACAAGAUCGCUUCCAGAGAUGUCGCUGUCUCUUCCCUCGUCACAGAUCUAGCAGACGGUAUCAUUCUUAUACAUCUAUUAGAAGUCCUCAGCAAUGACUCGCUCGGUCGCUAUGCCUCCAACCCUCGCCUGCGGGUGCAGAAAUUCGAGAAUGUCAACAAGUCGCUGGAAUUCAUCAAGAGCCGCGGGAUCAUGAUGACAAACAUAGGCGCCGAAGAUGUGGUGGAUGGAAACAGAAAGAUUAUACUGGGUCUGAUAUGGACUCUGAUUUUACGCUUCACCAUUUCCGACAUCAACGAGGAGGGCAUGACCGCCAAGGAGGGUCUCCUUUUAUGGUGUCAACGCAAAACUGCCUGCUACGAGGGCGUCGAGGUCCGAGACUUUUCGACGUCGUGGAACAACGGUCUGGCUUUCUGUGCCUUGUUGGACAUUCACCGACCAGAUCUGAUUGACUUUGAUACCUUGGACAAAUCCGACCACAAGGGAAAUAUGCAAUUGGCUUUUGAUAUCGCCUCCAAAGAGAUUGGCAUACCGGACCUGUUGGAUGUGGAGGAUGUGGCUGAUGUUCCCAGGCCCGACGAACGAUCGCUCAUGACCUAUAUUGCUUAUUGGUUUCAUGCUUUUAGCGCCAUGGAAAAGGUCGAGAAUGCGGGUCGACGGGUGGAAAAGUUCGUCUCCAACAUGCAAGGCGCUUGGGAAAUGGAAAACGCCUAUGAAAAGAGAAUGCGUGCCUUGUUGCAGUGCAUCAGACAGCAGAGACAAGACUGGCACAACUCCACCUUUGCAGGGACGUAUGCAGAUGCCAAAGCCCAGGCCAACGAUCUGGCAGGCUUCAAGCGGAACCAGAAAAGGAAGUGGGUCGCCGAGAAAUCAGAUCUUGCCGCCCUCCUCGGCAAUAUCAAGACCAAACUUUUGACUUAUCGUUUGCAACCAUAUAUCCCACGGCCCGAGCUGCGGUUUGAGGUCCUGGACAAUGAGUGGGCAGGCCUCGCUGCCGAUGAGCAUGCUCGAAGCAAACUGAUCAAUGAAACCAUCCGUGAUAUCAAGAAUGCCCUCCGCCGAAGUUUUGCGGACAAGGCUAAUGACUUCGCUCUGACACUCAAUACCUUGUCUCUCGCCGUCUCUGGUCUCGAAGGUGACGUCGACGAUCAACUGCAACACGCCCAACGACUCUCCGCAAACUUGGUGCCGCUGGAACAAUAUCUCGAAGGAAUAGCAAUCCUGGACGAAAAGUGUCAAGAAGCCAACAUUGACGAAAAUGAUUUUACCACAUACACUUAUGACGAGUUGAUGUAUGAGUUGAGCUUGGUCAAGACCAGUGUGCAGAAAAAGCUCACCUUCCUUGAGAAUCAAAUGGUGGCCAGGAACAUGACCAAUUUGACUCCCAUCCAGUUGGAAGAAUUUGAGUCGGUGUUUCGCCAUUUUGAUCGAGACUGUACCAAUGCUCUACAAGAGCUGGAAUUCAGUGCAGCUUUGGCAAGUCUCGGGCUGGUCUAUGACGAGCAAGAGAUGCACGACAAGUUCCAGGAAGUCUGUCACAGCGGCAUUGAGAGAUCCAUGUCUCCGGUGUCACGCAGGCAACGAGAGAGCCAUGGAGUUGGAUUCGAACAAUUCAUCCGAUUCAUGGUUUCGGUGACAGAAGAUCAAAACAGUGCCGACCAAGUCUUCCAAUCAUUCCGAGAAGUGGCGGAUGGAAAACCCUACGUGACCGAGAUGGACCUGAGGCAUUCACUGAUCCCUGAUGAGCUCAUUGAAGAUCUGCUUCAGAGUAUGCCCCAACACAAAGGGCCAGAUAUGGAAGCAGAUCGAGACGUGCCCAAAUAUGAUUACAUUUCAUUCAUGCAGGGCAUGAUUGGCGAUGGUCAUCAUGACUCGGACAGCGAUAGCGAGGGAGGAAGAAGCGGCUCUAAUAGCGUCACAACACCGACCACGCCCAAAAGCAAGAGGUAA